CGCCUGAAGUGUCGACUCGUGGUUUUCACUGAUAUAUCAAAAGACAAAGACAGAGACAACCAUUUAGUACUGCAAUCAACGCACGGAUCAAAUGAGCUGAAGUUUAACGAAGGCUUUGAGCGACGGAUCGGUUAUCAAUUGAUCCAAUCUCUUGUGGGCCUCAACGCCGCCGUCUUUGAAAUAUUCUUCGAGUUCUUCGACGUAUUGAAUCCAAACACAAUUAUCACAUCCCGAUUGACAACAAUUUUCCGGUGGUUUCGGCAACUCUUUGACAGUUGUCUUAAUUGUCUUCGACUUCUUCUUCUUCUGACCACCGAAGAAGAAGUGUUGGAAUCGAUGGUACGCUUCGCGCAGAUAAUCAUCGGUCCGGCGGGGAGUGGGAAGUCGUCGUACGUGUCAGCGAUGGUCAGACACUGUCAGGCGAUGAACCGCACCGUCGAUGCCUUCAACUUAGAUCCGGCCGCAGAGCACUUCGACUAUCAACCCGUGGCCGACAUUCGCGAACUCAUUACUGUCGAAGACAUUAUGGCCGACGACGAGCUCCGGUUCGGACCCAAUGGCGGACUCGUCUUCGCGAUGGAGUAUCUGUUGGAGAAUAUGGAUUGGUUUGAGGAACGGUUGGGCGAUGUGGACAACGAUUAUCUACUGUUCGACACCGCGGGACAGAUCGAGUUGUCCACACAUCUGGAUGUGAUGCGACGACUCAUCGCUUUCCUUCAGUCCCGCGACUUCAGAGUUUGCGCCAUCUUUUUGUUGGACUCGCAGUUCGUGUCCGAUAUGUCAAAGUUCUUCUCCGCUCUAAUGGUCUCACUCUCGGCGAUGAUUAGUCUUGACGUACCGGUCGUUAAUCUGUUGACCAAAACUGAUUUGUUGGACAAAUCGGGCCGAAAACGUUUGGACACGUUCUUAGAGCCCGACUCUUACCUCUUGGAGGAUCGGGUGUCCGACAAAUGGGGAGAAAAGCACCGAAAGCUGACGGAAGCGUUCGGUAAACUCGUGGACGACUACUCUUUGAUCAAAUUCAUGCCAAUCAGUGUCUUGGAUGAGGACUCUCUCAACGAUAUCCUCAUAACAGUAGACAAUGUCGUGCAGUUCGAUGAGGAACAGGACGUGAAGGUCCGUGACUUCGAUGAGCCCGAAGUUAAUGAAAACGAUGACAAUAAUUUCGUUUUGAGUUCAAUGUUGACACAAAAGAAGACAUCUGUAGUUAAGAAGCCGUUAAAGUCGCCUCAGAAUAAGGUAUUAUCGUCGGGCACUUCCAUCAGCAAAAAAUUACCGGCUCAUGGUGAGAAUUGGCCAAAGCAUGGCUUCAGUGGUUGUGGAGGCGAAGAACAGUCGCCCAUUAGACUCGUCACCGCCGACGCCACGUCUCAGGAAUUGCACCUCAAUUUCCGUAAUUAUAGGAAACCAAUACGUCUGGCAUUUAUAGAGAAUAACGGACACACAGUGCAAAUAGGUUUUAGUGAUAAAUUUAUAAUCACUGUUUACGGGUCGGCGUCUAAUAACAAGGCAUAUAUAUUCAGUCAAAUGCACUUCCAUUGGGGCAGUUAUAACGCUGUGGGCUCUGAACACACAAUCGACGGCUAUCGAGGUUUAUUGGUUUCUCAUUAAUAC
This is a messenger RNA of Medioppia subpectinata, 1614 nucleotides long. The record is from the annotation of a GenBank genome assembly. Lineage: Eukaryota; Metazoa; Arthropoda; Arachnida; Sarcoptiformes; Oppiidae.